Gadus chalcogrammus (walleye pollock) is the source of this 8698-nucleotide messenger RNA. RefSeq lists its product as uncharacterized. Gene Ontology annotation, molecular function: DNA binding; zinc ion binding; transcription coregulator activity. The transcript has 11 exons. Bases 786 to 3713 code for a protein of 975 amino acids. The record is from RefSeq and is a predicted model, not a curated record. Gene Ontology annotation, biological process: regulation of transcription by RNA polymerase II; protein demethylation. NCBI's taxonomy places the organism in Eukaryota, Metazoa, Chordata, Actinopteri, Gadiformes, Gadidae.
UGCACCCAUAUUUUAUUAUCAAUAUUUAUUUAUUUUAUUUUUCCAGGGCAAAAAUGGAGAACGAUACUCACCUAUGUGAUGUAAUGUGAACACAGGGGAUUUUACCCUGUCAUAUUGCUCUUAUCAGAUCACUGACCCCAUUGAUUCAAAAACACGUAACAAAAGCGCCACACAAUAGAAAACAAGAACAAUAGCAACGGACAGUGAUCUAUUCAAAUUUUUCCUUUCAUUUAGACAAUUUUCAUUUUAUUUACAUAACAUCGUUCACAUGAAACCAUUUGUCGCACUACAUUGUAUGCCAUUUCCCAAAACAUCCUCUGUCAUAAAUGUCUGAUUUUAAAUGCAUGGAAGACCUCGGGGAGAACACGUUGUAAGACGUGCAAGACAGAACAAGAAAAGAGGAGAGUGGGGGUCAAAGAAAGGAGUAGCUAGGGGAAUGGACACAACAUUGCGCCCUACAAUUUAUCGCUAUCGACCCGUUGGGCAAUCAUAAUACAGGAGCGAUUUAGGAACAUAGCGACAUAGCUUUGAAGGGGCUAGACUGCUAGCUAGCUGAUGCAUUGAAGCUAACAACAUGGGACGCGUGUGAACGUGUGUUACACGGGGGUUACUUAGUAGCUGUAGUAGCAGCAGCUACCAGCACCCUGCCAGGGAGAAAGAAACAAGGAAGCGCACAGCUAGCAGAGCUAAAUCAAAGCUAACAUUAGCUAACUGUUGGCCAAUAUUAUUUCUAAUGAGCGACCAAGGAGUAUGCGACCUGAAACGAAAAGCUGACUUGUUUGGGGAUGUCGGGCAGUAAGGCGCUGGGCGGGGGGGCUGGCGGGGGCGCAAGGCGCAGGAGGACCCGGUGCCGGCGCUGCCAGGCCUGCAUGCGGACCGAGUGCGGGGAGUGCCACUUCUGUAAAGACAUGAAAAAGUUUGGCGGGCCCGGUCGCAUGAAGCAGUCCUGCCUCCUGAGACAGUGCACAGCGCCGGUGCUGCCCCAUACAGCAGUGUGCUUUGCGUGCGGCGAAGCGGGGAAGGAGGACACGGUGGACUCGGAGGAGGAGAAGUUCAGCCUCUCCCUCAUGGAGUGCACCAUCUGCAACGAGAUCAUCCACCCCAGCUGCCUCAAGAUGGGUAAAGCAGAAGGCAUCAUCAACGACGAGAUCCCCAACUGCUGGGAGUGCCCCAAGUGCCACAAGGAGGGCAAGACCAGCAAGGACCAGGCCGACGGGUCCGGGAAGCGGCGUCUGGACAGCGGCGAGGUCGGUCGAUGGAAGCUGACGGACGACCCGCCCCCCAAGAAGAAGGCGCAGCCCUCCUCCACCCUGGAGGACGGAGGCCGGGCGGACGGGGGCCACAAGCGCAAGAAGGAGAAGGAGCAGCCCCAGGACAGUGGGCCCAAGAAGAAGAUCAAGGGGGCCCACGAAAAACGCCUAAAAAAGAAACCGAAGACGGAGGCAUCCGAGUCCAACGGGCCGGGCUCUUCCGGGGGCGGCGGCGGCGGCGGCGGCGGAGGUGGUGGUGGAGCAGGGCAGGGCUCCUCCUCCUCCUCCUCCUCCUCCUCCCAGGCCGGAGGAGGCGCGGGCGGCGGGGGUCCGUCGAGCGCCGACCAGCGCUCGCACCAUCGGGAGAAGCUGGAGCGCUUCAAGCGGAUGUGCCAGCUGUUGGAGCGCCUCCCCGAGUCCUCCUCCUCCAGCUCCUCCAGCUCCGAGUCCGACUCCGAGUCCGACUCGGACGACUCCUCCCGGGAGCCCGGCGGCGGUGGCGGCGGCGGCGGUGGGGGCUCCUCCCCUUCCUCCUCCUCCCCGGCGCCACCUCCUCCACCCCCCGCCAUCGCCUACGGCAACAGCGGGGGUGGGGGCAGCCGGGGGGAGCGGGAGCGGAGCCGCAGCGAGCGGGAACGGGAGCGGGAGCGAGAGAGGGAGCGGCGGCUGGCGGAGCUGGGCUUCAGCGCCAGCGAGGAGUCCGAGGGGGAGGGAGGAGGCGCCGAGGAGGAGGAAGAGGAGGAGGAGGAGGACAGGAAGCGGGAGGAGGAGCCUCCGGUGAGCGUGGCCGACAAGGCGCGGCGGAGGGGGGGAGGUGGAGGAGGUGGAGGAGGUGGUGGAGGAGGAGGAGGAGAUGGAGGCGUCCCGCCGCAGCGGGGCAGGAAGGGGCCCGUGAUGGUGGAUGGAGACGACGAGGAAGAGACCCUGACCUCAGAAAGGACAAGGAAGAACUCCUCCUCGCUGCCUCCACCCUCGCCGCUCUCCUCCAAUCAGACGCCGCCGUCUUCCGGCUACUCGGAUGGCUUCACGGGGAAGCAGCGCAGCAACGGGCAGGAGGCGCGCAACGGGAGGACCCGGGGGGGCGGAGGGAGGGAGCGGGCAGGGGGCGGCGGAGGGGAGGCCGGGGAGAAGGAGAACGCCAGCGGCGUGUUGUCCAAUCACAGACACGGUGGGGGCGGGAAUAAGGGCAGCGGCAGCCGCGGGAAUAAGAUCCGUAACAAGAACCAGACGUCCACAGGGUCACGCACCAAUGCCAACAAUAACAACAACAGCAUCAGUCUCUCUUCCUCGUCCUCCACCUCUUCCUCGUUUAUCCCCACGUCCAACGGCGGCGGCGGCGGCGGGGGGAACGCAGGCGCCAGCGGGCUGCUCAUGUCGGCGAUGGCGGCGUCGCCGCGCUCCCAGCCGUCCCGGCUCACGCCCCGCUCCCAGAUGAUGAAACGCAGCCCGCCUGCCGUCCCCUCGCCGCCCCGGCCCGUACAGAUGGAGAGGCACCUGGUGCGUCCGCCCCCAGCCUGCCCCGAGCCCAGCUGCCUGCCCCUGGACUCAGGCGCCUCGCACAUCAUGAUGCGGGACGUCUGGAUGCAUGUCUUCCAGUACCUCAGCCAGCGGGAGCUGUGCGUCUGCAUGAGGGUCUGUCGCACUUGGAGCCGCUGGUGUUGUGACAAGCGAUUGUGGACCCAGAUUGACCUGAGCAGACAGCGCUCCAUCACCCCUCCCAUGCUGAGUGGUAUAAUCCGCCGGCAGCCCGUCUCCCUGAACCUGGGCUAUACGAACAUCUCCAAGAAACAGCUCAUGUGGCUCAUCAAUCGCCUGCAAGGCCUCUUAGAGCUGAACGUGUCCGGCUGUCCCUGGUCGUCGGUGUCGGCCCUGUGUCAGGCCGUCUGUCCCUGCCUCAAGCUGCUGGACCUCAGCCGGGUGGAGGAGCUGAAGGACUCCCAUCUCCGGGAGCUGCUGGCGCCCCCGCCCGACACGCGGAUAGCCCACGGUGAAACCAGAGGCGGGCGGUUCCAGAACGUGACCGAGCUGCGAUUGGCCGGUCUCGACCUGACGGACGCUUCGUCGCGCCUGUUGGUGCGCUACGUGCCUCAAUUGGCAAAGUUGGACUUGAGCCAAUGUGGCAACAUCACAGACCAGACAGUUCACACCCUGACCUCCUCCAUCUCCCCGCUGAGGGACACCCUGACGCACAUCAACUUAGCAGGCUGCGUGAAAGUGACGGAACAGUGCGUGCCGUUGCUGCGGCGCUGCGCCUCCCUACAGACGGUGGACCUGCGCUUCUGCUCGCUCCUCUCCUCGGACAGCGGCCAGCUGCUCUCUUUCCCCCACAACCCUUCAUCAUCGUCCUCCUCCGUCCCCAACACCACCUGCUCCUCCUCCUCCUCUUCCUCGUCCUCGGUCACGGCGGUAGCGCCUCCCACCUCCUGCCCCUCGGAAGACCGGACACUGCUGAAGAACAGCUAAGGCGCCUUUUGAUGAUGUCAUCAGACUCUCCUAUAUAUCUUUCUCACGCACGCGCGCACACACACACACACACACACACAGACAACAGACGUACACAUGCACACGCACUCACGCGCGUCAAUGCAAGGCCUCAAAAAUAGGACGACUCUCCUUAAUGUCCGCCCGCGCUUCUUCAUCCUGUUGUUAACCUGGUACACCCAUGACUUCCUGCCCCCCUUCUGUUACACUAUGACCAUUCCGCCAGGAUUGGUCAUAGUCAAUCAACAAGACACACCCAGAAGAUAUCAGUCAGCAAGCCAGGAUCCUGCGGGGUUGGGGGGGGGGGCUGGAUAUGGGCAGUAGUGUUGGAGAUGCUACCCUCAAAGAUAUAAACAACAUGUUCCCAACAUCUGGAUUAAGGCAAAUCAUUUGUGAUCACAGUAUAUCGAUGUCAACCACAGAAGAAAAGGAUUUUGGGGGGAGGGGGAGGAGAAAAGGUAAAAGAAGAAACCUGGAGCAUGUACAUAUUUGUUCUCUGUACAAUUUGGGUGUGUGUAUAUAUCUGUAGUUUACUGUAAAUGACCCUUAACUUUACCCUCCCUCCUCUUCCCCUUUUCCCAUCUCUUUCCCUUGCAACCAAUCAUGCCAUUCACUUGCUCUUUAAUAGCUGCGAAACUUGGGGAACAGAGCUGGGGGGGCGGAGGGGGAGACACAGUAUUUCAUAUAUUUACAAAUAUUUUUUCUGGGAAUCAGAUGUAUUGUCCAGUAGCUUCUAGUGCAAAGACCAUCAGUUCCACUCGCAAUUGCUGGGUCAAGUCCGUGCUGAACCUGUCCUCGAGGCCACUCCUCUGUCAAUAUUUCUUCUCCCAAAUAAUAAUGGCUAUGAAUAGAAAUUCAGCCGGGAAGUCAGACUUUUGUCCAUGUACAAGUGAUGCAACAAUGUAAGGCCCCCACCAUGCCCCAUUCAGUAGGCCCGCUUUUGGAACGGGGUAGGUUGCACAAUAGGUAAUGUUUCAUUGUGUUAGAAAUGGGUUAAAAUCUCGACCGACUAAAACAAAGGUUAGACAUUUUUUAUGAUAUGUGAAAACUCCCAAAUCGAGAACUUAAGUAAAUUUGCCAAAAUGUAAACAUUGGGACACCCUUGAGACAUCUAAACUGACAAAUUGGGAGAAAAUUAGUGUUAUGAUAUUACUUACAAUUGUUUUGAUUAACGUGGGGCAUUAAUUUUUCAAAAUGAACAGUUUAGGGACCAUCUUCUGUAUAUUGUAACCUAUUCCCUGCCCUAGUCUGUGGAUGAACAGCUGGCCUUCUUCCUUUAGUAUUCUGAUUACACUACUCUGUCUAAAGUUGAUGUAUUGGUACUAGUGCUUCGUGAUAGCAUUGACCUACUUAUAUUAAGGCACUGGUAUAUUGGCAAGGACAGUAUUAUCUGGUGUUGCAAUUCCCAAAACAAAUCUGUGACGUAACACCGUACUGUGGGUCAUGAAAGAAAAUGGUGUCCAUGGUUACGCACUCUGCACAUCGAGUCUUCACUGGGAGCAAGGAAAUCUGACAACCUAUCCGUAGGGAGUCGAUAACUCGUCUCGAGUGUCUUUAGUGUUCGACACAUUUCACCAGGUCACCUUUUUUUUUUUUCCUUCAUGCUAUUGAAUGAGACGAACCUGACUGCAGGGGAAAAUACAUGGAAACCAUUUUUUUUUGCUUUCAGUUCCAGCAGCGCCCACCAGCCCUCAUUAUUCAGCACUAUUGGUGGGGCAGUUGCGUUGCUCUUUGAAAUGACUGGCUAGCCGGCAGACACACUCCCUCCAUUGAGCUAGCUGGGUAGCUACGCUGACGGAGAUUAUAAUGAAUGUACCUAUCAGAUGUUGGCUGUGCCAACCAAACCACUCCCCCCCGCGCCCCCAAGCUCACCGACAAGCCGCAUCUGGGAUGUUGUUGUUCUGUUUUUGUUUUCUUUUUGUUUUUGUUUUUGUUUUUUCUGGGAUGAGGUCUGGGUGUUGAAGCAAAUGCAAAAACUGUUUGGUGUGACGAGAUCUGAGUGGUGGGGUAAUGAAUAGAAGAUGGGAGAGAAACAACCUGGGGCUGGAAUCUACUUUCAGGGCUAGACUUGCUGCAAUAUAAUUAAGGCAACACAGCCUUGGGAACGAGCUCAGUGUUAACUUUACAAAAUAAAGACAAUUUCAACGGACAAUAAACAACCUAGGAUCAAGCACUCCGUCUUUUAACACUGCCUUUUACCUCUGUUUAGGUGUUGCCAAUCUUGGUUAUUUUCAUCACUCCCUCCCAUUCUCCACCUUGCCCGCAUCUCUUGUCGAAUAGAGAGUGGUGUUACUGCAAACUGGUCCAUGCAGCAUGUCAAUCAACCGUGCACCCGAUGAUGUCUAUGUUAACGCCUUGUGGUGUGUUUUUGAUUCAACAAGAUGCUGUGUUUGGUUUUGAUUAGAAGUCCAGGGUGCCGCUCAAUGGUAACUUUCCUUUUGUUCCAAUCUUUGUUUUUCUUUCUUUCACAUUUCCCUUCCAUCCCGUUUCAUGUCUGAUUAAUGCAGUUCACAGAUGUCCACCGGUUAUGACACUUGUAUAGAUGUACAAUUGGAAGCCAGAAAGAGAGGGAAUCCCAUCCACUCCUUAAACAAGACAGUAUUGUGUAUCUCACUGGCGCAAAUGAUAGCAUUUUAUUGAAGUGUUAUAAUCCGCUGGAUUCCUUAUUGCUACAAGCAUAGCCAUAUCCGGCAAAUACAUAACCAUUUACAUAGCCAUAUAAUUGUCAUACAAUGCCAGAAGUUUGUGUUUAAGGAAUUGACUCCUGAUGUGGGCUGUAUGCCAAAAACAGUAUUGUAGUGUUAGAAAUUCCUUCCCGUUCCUACAUGUUCAGGAAGGUAGUAUGAACUGAUGUAAACGUCAUCAUUCCGUAUUUCAAAGAGACAAAUCAUUUGAUCAACUUGGAACUAAAAUGGCGUGCUUGUGUCUAUAACAUGAAGCCUUGCCUUUUAUUAUCUAUCCUGUGUCCAGUUUCAAAUGGAGGUAGAGAGAGUGUCCAACUACAGAUGGAUGACACACAUCAACCGUGUGUGUGUGUGUGUGUGUGUGGUCGUCUUCAACUUUCACCUCAAACAAGUCUCUUGCAUUUUCCAUCUCUUCUGGUCUGAGUGACUCAUCCAUCCACACAUCUUUUACUAUUUGUCUGAGAUUCCUCUCCCCCAAAACAGAUAUAUGAUCAGUGGAACACUAGCAUUCAAUACUAAAGGCAUACUUCCCUUAAUCACCAUACCGAUGUGGGUUUGAAUAGAAAUGUGCAAACAUCACAUUUAUGGUCACAGGUUCAGGAUUUUAUUUUAUGUGUUAUUUAUCGCCUUUUCAUUACGUUUUGAUACAUUUUUUUAUUUUUACCUUUUCUUUUUAUUGUGAACGGGUUAUGCGAGUCUAUCAAUUAUUUUUUCCCACCAAAAAACAGACAAAUGCCUAAUUUAUAAAGUUUAACUUUCUGUACAUUUACCCAAUACCAUACUUAUGCAUAACACUAAAAUAUGUAGACAAGGUUAUUUCUAUAUAAAUAAGGAUACGUCUAUCAGUUCCAUAUACACAGUUAAACUUAAAAUCUGGUUUUGUGUGCACGCAAUAUCAAUUGUGCUUUAGAGACUUUUAUAAAUUAGGUAUUCGGUUGUCGCAUGGUUGAAAGAAAAAACUGACUAUCUGAACAGAGCUAUCGAUAAGGGUUUAAUUACUGUCAAAACACGAGGCUCUCGUGUGUGUGUGUGUGUGUGUGUGUGUGUGUGUGUGUGUGUGUGUGUGUGUGUGUGUGUGUGUGUGUGUGUGUGUGUGUGUGUGUGUGUGUGUGUGUGUGUGUGUGUGUGUGUGUGUGUGCGUGCGCGCGUGCGUGCGUGCGUGCGUGCGUGCGUGCGCGCGCACAGGGUGUCAGUGGGCAGGAAUGGCCAUAGAAAAAAAGUUCAAAGUGUAUACUUAAAAUGUACGUGACAAAUCAUACCUAGCCAAAUGAUGCAGGGAACUAUUUUAUUUUGAUGAUUAAAUCAUAAAAAGGAAUUACGGCAACAUUUGUUUGUCAAGGUAGAGCUUAGUAGAAAAGCCUGUAUCUUGGCUAGUGGGUUCCACAGCUGCUUUGCAAGAAGCUAGACCUAUUGUUGCAGGCCAAUAGAUGGAGAAGAAAAAGUCAUUGUGGUUCAAUUGCAAUGCGGCUUUGCUGCUUGUCCUAUUGGCGCAGCCAUUUUUUAUGUACUGUGAUGCCAGGAUGCUGGUGGGUUCCCAGCAGACAGGCCGGUCGGGCCCAUUGUCAAUAGUGCAGGAAAAUGCCUCAUCGUGCCAUAGAUGCACCUGAUCAACGUUGCGAUGUCUGAAAUUGUUCAAAGUGUGAAUGGGUCAAUUUAUUUUUGUAUUGUUUAUAUUUUCUCUUUUCUUUUUUUCUUUUUCUGUGGCUUAUUAGAGGGUCAAGUAACCUGAACUUGGCCUGGUUUUGUAAGGGAUGCAAAUACGCCGUGCAUGUCAGCUGCUGGCCACGUUCCAUUAAAUCAAAUGGAAGAAUGUCGGAGGAAAUCAGCUCUGAUUGGUAGCUAAUCCUAGGAUCUCAAACCGCUCUUAUCCAAUUUGAAAGUAAUAUGUAUCAAAGUGUCAUUGCCCAUUUCCCAUGACAAUAUCUAGGUAAAGUUCCCCAUGACAUGAAAACCAUACCUUUUGCUUAUCCUCAUUUCUUUUCAAAUGCACUGGAUCCUUCCACCAACAUCCAAUAUUGCCAAAUUGCUGUUUGUGUUGUGAAUGUGGGCAUUUUUUCCCAUUUCAUUCAGUUACAUUUUUUGUUUUACUUUUUUGAAAUCUUUAUCCCUGGGCUCUUCCAUUGUGUUUAUGGGGAAAAUGAGGAAUGUUGGAAAAAGAGACAGAAAAAGACCAACUUAAGGCAGCUACUUAUGAGUGACUACUGUAAAAUGACUAACUAAAUAAAGACAAUGGGGUUGUUUUUUAUAAAUGUUGGACUGUUCAUUUCUUAUGUGUUGCCUAAA